UUAAUGGUGUUUAUUAUCACCAUGAAGACAUGGGCAUUGCCCCUUGAUGGCAAUAGGAGAUGGGGUCAGAAGACUAGUGAAAUGUCUCACGUGCAGUUCCACACAACGGACAAUUUGUGCUGGUGAAAUGAUCAGCCUAAAUAGCCGAAAGGCUUCAGCGUGUCGUGGCCUUUACGGCUUUCAUUUCAUACCUGUCACUCAAAGCGGGAAGGUCACGCCCUCUCCGUCAAACAUCACUCGUUCCCGACUGUCACAUCUGCGCUGGUGUGUCCGAGGCGCGCUGUCAGUAACGUCGUCAGUCAAAUGUGAUUAAUUUGGAAACCGCUGAGGUGUGUGUGUCUGUUGUGGCUGACACACACUAUUAACACCAAGUUGCUCCGUUUAUAUGGUAAUUAGACGUGCUUCAGGGACCCCAGCAGCUGCAGAUAAGGUAUCAUAAACAGGCCUUCGCUCUUUGGCUUGUCUUAAGGGAGGGUUCCUCCCUCUGUUCCGUUAAACAUUUUGAGAUAAAUGCUGCAGCGUGCUUCAUUACGUCAGGAUUUAUGACUUAAAGGCGGUCAGGCCGUUGGGUAAUGAGCAAUAUGUUUUUUAUGACUCGCUGGGCAGUGGUAGAAACGGACCGUAUGAAAACAACCGAGAGGAGCUGAGGAGCAGUGAACGGUGUUGUAAAGCUCACAUUCGCCCAGACUGUACGUACAGAAGAGACGUUAAUGUAUUCGGCAGCAAACACUUCAGCUUUCCAGCCGUUGCUUGUGGAAGCUGGGAGCAGUCCAGCCAUUACUUAUGUAACCGUCUGUGGUGUCAGAGCGUAACUCUGAAGGCAGUGAACCAGUAAGGAACCGAGAGCCACAGGGCUGAAUAUGAAGAGACCGAGUCACGUCAGACCAGGCGGUCAUGAUAACUCAGGCCUGGAGCUCACUGAUAGAGUAUGUCACCAAACAGCACAGCAGGUCACGAAUUUGUCUGCCUCAGUAGCGCAGUCUGUUUCGCAGUGGGCGUCCUACACCAGGGGCCGAUGGAAACGGGCUGCUUGUAAAUGUGUGAGGAAGAAACCCUCAGGGGAGCCUGUGGGCAGGAAGUACAAAGGCCUCGCCUGGGAUGAGGACGCUGUAGAUGGGCCUGACAAAGAGCAGCGGCUGAACAGAUGCCUGCUGGACCACUUCCGAGUCCUGGCCACCAGCAACCAGGACGCCGAUGAGGUCGACCUGCAGUACCUGAACGGCAUCCUCGCCGAGGGUGCCGACCCCAAUUCACCAGACAAAUAUGGACAGACAGCACUGCAUGAGAUCUCUCGGGCCUGGAACGUAGAUGUGAUGCGGUUCUUUCUGGAGAGAGGAGCAGAUGUCCUGAGGGCUGACGCAUUUGGCGUCACUGCUUUGCACGUGGCAGCAGCCUUGGAUUACGAAGAAAUGAUUUGGUUCCUUAUAGAAAGAGGAGCUGAUAUUGAGGCGCGCACUUAUAAAGACCUGCAAACAGCAUUACACUUUGCUUCUAAGAAUGAUGCAAUUGGGGCAAUUCAGAUUUUGCUGCAGAAUGGUGCAGACAUUGGUGCACAAGACUACAAACAAAGAACUCCGCUACAACUGGCUGCCAACCUAGAGCGCAGUGAAGCUGCGCACACACUGUUGGAGCUGGGGGCAGAUGCCGGGCUGCAGGACUCUGAUGGACAACUGUGCAUCACCGCCAUGAUUGGCAAGAUGACGCCUGUGGCCAAACUGGCACUGAAUCAGUUCCACGUGAAAGACCCAGUGACUCGGCAGCAGUUCUACUACCUGCAGCUGCUUGAACCAGAGCCAGCGUGCAAGAAAAAUUCACAAGGGCAACACCGCAGUGAGCCUUUAUCACCGCUGGGGCUUAUUGUUCACCAAGGGAAACUGGACCUCAUUAUGCAUCCUGUAGUGCUGAAACUCAUUGCUGUCAAAUGGAACCUAUACGGCAGACUGGGUGCCUGGAUUCUCUUGCUGCUUAAUUUUUUAUUUAUCAUUUCCUGGACAGUUGUGGCCAUUUCUGUGUCUGUGUCACGGGAGGAGGGUAGUCGGUAUAUUUUUCCUCAGGACUGGUGGCGGGUGGUGGUGGUGGCGGUGGCAUUGGGACUGACUGUGUUGGAGGUGUACAGGGAGGUGAUGGAGGUCCUGCACUCCUUCAGAAAGCUGAAGGACUGGCAGCAGUGGAGCGAUCGGAGACUCCGUGAAGACCUGGCCUGCACUCACCCCAUGUGGCCCGAGGAGCGGCAUUAUUUAGAGGGGCAGAGGAGGGCUGUCUGGAAUUUGAAAGGGAGCUACUCACAAGACUGCUGGAACAUAUUUGAUUGGCUUGUGUACAUAUUGUUGAUAGCUGUCUUGAGCCUCCAUUUAGCUGAUGUAUACCUGGUUUCACAUGCACUUCGAACGUAUAGCCUUCGCAUCUUCGCUGUGACCAUCAUCUUCCUUUGGCUAAGGCUGAUGAAGCAUGUCCGGGCCUUUAGGGUUAUGGGUCCUUUCACUGUCAUGCUGGGGAAGAUAGUGGGUGAUGUUCUGCGCUUCCUCUUCUUAUAUGCAGAGAUCUACAUCCCCUACGCCUGUGCUUUCUGGAUUAUAUUUGGAGGCUUAGUGAAUGUGCCUAGCAUGCAGACAGUGCCCCAGAUGCUCUACAGCCUGUACCGGAUCACCCUAGUGGAUGAGUACGAGUUUGAUGCCAUGGUGGCCGUGGACUCCAUCAUGGCUCACCUGCUCUGCGGUACUUUUCUGGCGCUAUCCUCUGUGUUGUGUGUCAACCUCAUGAUCGCCCUGCUCUCUGACACCUUCCAAAGAGUGCAUGACAACGCGCAGGCAAAUGCAGUGAUGCAACAGGCGACCGUUGUUCUGCAGGUAGAGGAGUCCAUGCCUUACCUGCAACGUUUCUAUGAUAAACAGUACAUUCACAACUUCUGUGCUCCCCUUGGAGAGUUUUACGAUGGAGACGUCAUAACUGACCCAGAUCAGCAAGAAGACAUGAAGAAACUGUCUGCACAGAUUAAGGUUACUUUGGAUGAGUAUUUGGACAUCCAAAAGGAGACAAAACCAAAUGAGAGCUACAGAGCAAAUGAGAGCUACAGAGCUACUAGAAGGACAACCUCCUCACUAGCAGUGCAGGCAGAAUGGUGCAGCACAUUAGUCAGACUUGAGAAGGACCAACAACAACAGAUUCAAGAUCUACGAGACAUACGGGAAGAUCUGAAGAAGCUACAGACAUUACUGUUGCAGAUCAUUCCGUCAGAGUCUAAAAAAUCUGGUGAUGAAGUGUCUAAUACAUCUUCGGCAGUACUGAAACUGGACAAAGAUAAUGCCAUCUAAAAUACAGAAAACCUAGCUGUGCAGUAAUUAUGGAACAAAGUCAAUAAAAUCACAGUUGUGUGAUGGUUACAUGAUAAUUAUGUUAACUUGUAGAUGGUUUGCUUACUAUAUACAAUUACCUUGUGACCAGCUUAUUGUGUUUUGGAUACCUUAUUGUUGGUUUCACUGAUACGGUGAAACAUAUAUACUAACCAGUAUUGAUAAGUGCUAUGCCAGAACUGAUUAUCUUUGAUCAGUUUGAAAUUUGGGCUAGCUUGUGUUGCUUUACUACCCAGAGUACAAACACUUAUAUUACCUUUUAAUCAAUAAAAAAUACCAAUUAAA
Molecule: messenger RNA, 3635 nt
Organism: Electrophorus electricus (electric eel)
Lineage: Eukaryota; Metazoa; Chordata; Actinopteri; Gymnotiformes; Gymnotidae
Source: RefSeq, a predicted model, not a curated record